Molecule: messenger RNA, 1926 nt
Organism: Cuscuta europaea
Lineage: Eukaryota; Viridiplantae; Streptophyta; Magnoliopsida; Solanales; Convolvulaceae
Source: the annotation of a GenBank genome assembly
GUCGGAUUGGUAGCUUGUUUUGCAAGAGUUCAGAAUACGAGGUCCGAAAAUCGCAUUGAGUUGGCAAAAGUAAUUGCUGCAUUUUCAAGAAUGACAAUUGAAGAUUUAAGAAAAUUAUUUUCUGCUGAAACAUACCCUUCUUGGAUUGUCCUCGCACAAAGACAAAAGUUAGAAUGGCUUAAUCACAAUCUUGAGAAGCUGUGGCCAUAUAUUAACGAGGCAUCAGCAGGAGUGAUUAGAACAAAAGUGGAGCCAACCCUUCAGGAGCACCGUUCCCGCCUUAUAGCUGAUCUCAAAUUUUCUAAGUUGACAUUGGGCACUGUUGCUCCAAAAUUCACAGGAGUUUCAAUAAUUAAUAGUGAUCCCAAUGAGAUUAUUAUGGAGAUGGAGGUGCAGUGGGAUGGAAAUCCACGCAUUGUGCUUGAUAUUAGCACUAAAGUUGGAGUAUCAAUACCAAUAGAAGUUAAAGACAUCAGUUUUACCGGUGUUUUCAGGAUAAUAUUCAAACCACUAGUGGAAGAAUUCCCAUGUUUUGGAGCACUAUCUUACUCCUUACGUAAAAAAGAAAAACUAAACUUCCGGCUCAAAGUUGGUGGCAAUAUCUCUACUACUAUUCCUGGCCUACUAGAUGCUCUUAAGAGUACAAUACUAGAUUCAAUUGAAGAUUCCAUCACAUGGCCAGUGCGUCAAAUCAUUCCCAUAGUACCUGGAGAUUAUAGCGAUUUGGAGUUAAAGACGGUGGGAAUAUUAAAGGUGAAGCUUAUCCAAGGGAAAGAACUAACUAAUAAAGACUUCAUUGGGAAAUCAGAUCCAUUUGCAGAGGUUUUCAUUCGUCCACAACUUCACAAAAUCAAGACUAGCAAAGUUAUUAACAACUCAGUAAACCCGAUCUGGAACGAGAAUUUUGAGUUUGAAGUAGAAGAUGCAUCUACUCAACACUUGACUAUAAUGGUUUAUGAUGAUGAGGGCAUUCAGGAUUCUGAAUUUAUUGGAUGUGCCCAAACGCAGUUAAAGGACAUUGAGCCUGGAGAAGUGAAGAGUAUAUGGUUGAAACUAGUGAAAGAUUUAGAAAUUCAAAGGGACACAAAAAAUAGAGGCCAGAUUCAAUUGGAGUUGCUUUACUGUCCCAAUGGCACAGAGAGCACUAUUUAUAAGAGCUAUCACAACCCUGGAUUUAGACUAACUGACUUUGAGAAGGCACUUCUGCCAGAUGUGACCACACAUAAUAUAGACGACAGUCUCCAAUUCCGAGGUGUCCUGCGUUUGACUGUAAUAAAGGCAGAGGAUUUACCAGCGACAGGCCGCCUUCAAAGAUGUGAUCCAUACGUAUUAAUAAAACUGAAAAAGUCAGAGCGAGAAGAGACAACUAGAGUUGCGAUCAAGACACUUAAUCCAGUUUGGGACCAAACAUUUGACUUUGUCAUUGAGGAUGGAUUGCAUGAUCUACUCAUAUGUGAAGUUUGGGACAAUCACACGUGUAGAAAACAAAAAGUCGGGCGAUGCAUCACGACACUCACCAAAGUUUUACUGAAAACCGAACUUACUGAUUGCUUCGAGCUUGAUGGAGCAGUGACUGGGAAGCUACACUUGACACUUAAAUGGACACCUCAACCAAUAAUCCUUUGACUGAUUCUUCUGAACAAUGACAUUCUCUUAUUGAAAAAGGAUAGUAAGGCUUAAAUAUAUCUGCCAACGAUGACAACACUAGAUGUUCACACUCCACAGAAGAGCGUAAAAUAAAGCCAAAAGAAACUUGGACUUAUAAAGAUGUCAACAUGUCAACAACAACAUGGUUUGAACUUUGAACGAGUCAACUAGGGACGAUAAUAUGAUAUUGGUAUUGAAAUUUGAAUGUAAAUUGGUAUCAAUGUUUUAAAAACAAUGGUAUACAUGAGUACUACAAGAACAAAUAAAAACUCACCUUCC